Hibiscus syriacus is the source of this 713-nucleotide messenger RNA. Its product is annotated as universal stress protein PHOS34-like. Bases 24 to 713 code for a protein of 229 amino acids. The record is from RefSeq and is a predicted model, not a curated record. NCBI's taxonomy places the organism in Eukaryota, Viridiplantae, Streptophyta, Magnoliopsida, Malvales, Malvaceae. The transcript has a single exon.
CCCUAACUCCUCUCUGUCUUGUGAUGAAUCCCUCAGUGCUUCCGGCUCCACCCGUAGCUUCUCUCCCAUCGACCCCAGCCCCAACUGCAGGUGUGAAACGUCGCAUCGCCGUCGCCGUCAACUUAAGCGAUGAAAGCUAUUACGCUGUUCAAUGGGCUGUUCAGAACUACCUUCGUCCCGGUGACGCCGUCGUACUUCUCCACGUUAGGCCGACCUCCGUCCUUUACGGAGCCGACUGGGGCUCUAUCCAACUUCAAAUCACCCCCAACUCAAAAAAUAAGCACGAAAACGCGCGGACAAUCGAGGAGGAGUUUGACAUUUUCGCCACUGCGAGAGCGAACAAGCUGGCGCAGCCAUUAGUAGAUGCUAACGUUCCCUUUAAAAUCCACAUAGUUAAAGAUCGUGAUAUGAAAGAGAGAUUGUGUUUGGAAGUGGAGAGGUUGAGACUGAGUGCAGUGAUCAUGGGCAGCAGAGGCUUCGGUGGCUCAAGGAGGAGUAACAAUGGAAGGCUAGGAAGCGUUAGUUACUAUUGCGUCAACCACUGUAUUUGUCCGGUUGUAGUUGUCCGCUGCCCAGACGAGCAUGAGAACGGAGUCGGCCGAGCCGAGAGGGUCACGAAAAAGAAGAUUGUUGAGGAAGACGUCGUUGAACUGCAGCCAUUACCGGAAGAAGAACUAGAGUAUCAUGAUGGGGAGGAGGAGCACAAAGUUUAG